AUGCGCGUGGUGCCUCGGGGUGGGAAGGACACCUCUCUCCGCCCAUGUUGUAGGACACUGUCUCAGCGUGACAACCCACCCACGGGCGGGUUCCACUGUCGACAGGGCCCCCCGUUUGUGCCGGCGAGGGGUGCCCUGCAUUUCGUGCGGCAGACACCGGGCGUCCUGGCGCUGGCUUUCACAAGCCCUCAUGACCUUUGCAGCGCAGCAGCGUGCCCUGGGGAGGAUUGUUUCGUACAAAGCAGACCUUUGGAUAGGCUUUUCAUUUCCUUCACGGCCAAGCACAAAGGAACAGCCAGUCCUUGCUCACAUAAAAUGACAACAGUCGGCGAGGCAGAUGGGCUGGCUCUCCACACCGAGAAGGUGACUUCUCUGGGGAAGGACUGGCACCGGCCCUGCUUGCGAUGCGAGAAGUGUAACAAGACCCUGACGUCUGGAGGCCAUGCGGAGCAUGAGGGCAAGCCGUACUGCAACCACCCCUGCUACGCUGCCUUGUUUGGGCCCAAAGGCUUUGGGGGGGGAGGAGCCGAGAGCCAUCAAAUAAACCUCAGCCCCCGCCGCUGCUGCGGGGAGGAGAAAGGAGACGAGAGGAGAGGAGCAAGGAGGUCCAUCUGCCCCGAGCUGGUGGCGGAGUGUGGGAAGCACCGAUGCAUGGCCUGA
Opisthocomus hoazin is the source of this 660-nucleotide messenger RNA. The record is from RefSeq and is a predicted model, not a curated record. Lineage: Eukaryota; Metazoa; Chordata; Aves; Opisthocomiformes; Opisthocomidae.